This is a messenger RNA of Trichoderma aggressivum f. europaeum, 1812 nucleotides long. RefSeq lists its product as uncharacterized. Gene Ontology annotation, molecular function: DNA-binding transcription factor activity, RNA polymerase II-specific; zinc ion binding. Bases 1 to 1812 code for a protein of 603 amino acids. NCBI's taxonomy places the organism in Eukaryota, Fungi, Ascomycota, Sordariomycetes, Hypocreales, Hypocreaceae. The record is from RefSeq and is a predicted model, not a curated record. The transcript has 3 exons. Gene Ontology annotation, biological process: regulation of DNA-templated transcription.
AUGGCACAUGCUCCGGAGCACGAACCCCACAAACGGAAACGAGACCUUGGGGAUGACGGCAGUUAUCCCGCCCAUCACCGCCAGGCCGGCUUUCACGAACCCGGCCGCAUGCAGGCAUCGCCCUCUCUGGCUUCAAUGGCCCCCGAGUCCAUCGUCAACUUUGUGACAAGGCCCGACGCCCCGCUGCUGUCCUUUUUGCCAGGCGAUGUCGAUACCUUUAACGAUAUCAUCUACCUCAUGGGCGAGUAUGAAGGUGUUUUGGACCGGAAGGAAAGCAUGGCAGCGAAUCUCGGGGCCAAACUGACGGGUCCCCGGUUCCUCCGCGGCCUCGAAAGGUUCUUUGAAGGCCCAAUCAAGAUCAUCUCGGCGAAUAUUUAUCAUCAAAUCACCUGGCUGGAGAUUGUCACAUUUGCCAAGACGAAUCCAGAAGCCUUCACCGUGAUUCCACAACCCAAUGGUUCACGAUGUUGUCGCUUCGUGUAUAACGGAGUGCAGGCUGAGAUUAUAGAGGAUGAUUGGCGCCUGAUAUCUUCUGGAGCACUGGAUAGGUUCCCGUUGGAACACACCUUUGAGGAAGACGAGGCGGCCGAGCUGGCGACGCUCGAGAUUCUCGAGCGAAGAGCCUCGUACCUGCACAGAAAGGCGGACGAGCUCGCGGCCAGGGCUCGCGUUCUCCACCAGAGGCUUGAGCUCCGUACCCGUGAUGUUGCCCGACGGCAGCAGUUCCUUGAAGUCGGGCCCAGUUCCAGCUCAGCCUCCGGCUCCGGUUCCAGCUCCGGUUCCAGCUCCAGCUUUCAGGCCAUCAAUCAGCCACCGCGCCCCGUCAUUACCAAUCCCAACGGCCAGCCGUACGAUAUCCAUUCAGACCUUCUCCACCAGUUCACCAUAGCCGCGAUGCAAAACAGCCCGCCUCAGGGCCCGCCUCCGGGUUACCAGGCACAGCCCGGAUCGCCCAACGGCGCCCCCGUUGCCGGCCAUCAAGGCCAUCAAGGCCAUCAAGGCCCGCUGGCCCCGCCGGCUUUGGAAGCACCGCCGUACCACCCACCCCCGGCAAAUGUCUAUCCGACGAUGGAGACGGCAGCCCCCGCUCCGGUCCCGGCUCCGGCCCCUGUUGCGGCGCCAGCCCAGGCUUCGGCCUCCAACUCGAGGUCGAUUGCGACCAUAGCACUCAGCCAAGUGGUGCUCCCCGGCGACCCCGCCUCGGAAGUGCACCGGCCCCUUGUGCUGCAAAAGACGGACACACUCAACAAGGGAGACAUCAUCUUUCCCCCUUGCGACCGAUGCCGGCGCCUCCGUCUGCAAUGUGUCAAGCACUUGACGGCCUGCCGGGGCUGCACCAAGAAGCACGCGAGGUGCAACUGGAGGAACGUCACGGACGACGAGGCCGCAGCUGUGAAGGAGGAGCUGACGGUGAUAUACAACGAAGCACAGAAGGCAGCCACUACGACCGCUGCGGCCGCAUCAGCAAAGCGAUCUGGAAAGGCACCAGCGUCGGCGCCGCCGCAGCCCGAGGCAGGGAGCAGCUCUCGGCCGGCCAGCGGCUCUGGGGCGGGUAAUAUGGACCAGGUCCACCACUGGCCCGUACCGGGCCCAUCAGCAGGGCCGGCACCGAUGAUGGCACCGCCGCUGGCACCGGCUCCUGUUGCCGAGCUGCCGCGGAGGCUGCUGCCCACCACUCGGCUGACCAGGAUCGAGCCAGCCCCUACCGUGCCCAGGAACCCUCCCCGGACGGGGCAGCUGGCGGCGAUUUUGUCUCCUCCCGAUUAUGAGCCUCGGCCGUUUGGAUCGCUACCGCCGCUAGCGCCACGAUGA